AUGGGGCGCAAGGCGAAGGACUGGGGCCCGUUCGCGAGCGAGUUCGGCAGAGGCGACGGCGGCCCGGACGACGACGACGACGGCGGCCGCGGCGGACGCGCGUCGUCCGCCCCGAAGGAGCGUAACAACUCAUCAAACACGAAGACGUACAAGCCCGGGAUGAGCGGCAAGGACCAGAAAGCGCGCGCGAAGGAGCUCCGGUUAGAGAACGAGCGACGGAAGUUCGAGCGCGAGAAGAGGAACCACGACAAGCGCGAGCGACGCGAGCGCGAGGAGGAGGAGCUCGCGGCGACGGCGACGGCGACGGCGACGCCGGAGCGCGCGAUCCCGAGCAAACAUCGUCAUCAUCAAACUCAUCAUCCCCGAGACUCCCCCGGGGCGUCGUCUGCCGGCGACCCCCGGCGCGAGCUCAAACGCCUGUUCGGGCGCAUCGAUCACGGCGGUGGGGUCUCCCCGUCGACGGGCGCGGCGCUGGGGAUCGACGACGUCGUCGUCGUCACCGUCGACCACGCCGUCGCGAACGAGAGGAAAAGCGGAGAGACGGCGUGGAGCGCGCGGGUGAACAAACGCGGCGAGAAGGAGACCCCGCUCGCGGUGUUUUUGAGGAUGAACGCGCACAGGGGAGGAAGUUUCGGUUUCGAGGACGCGAUGCCGGUCUCCCCGGGCGGCGGCGUCGGCGGGUCGUGGGAUCCGACGUCGUCGAACGCCGCUUUCUCGCCGAGAUCUCCGGUCGUCGUGGGCGGCGGCGGCGGCGGCGGGGACCGCGAUCGGGAGCCGCCGUACCACCUCGUCCGCAGGGUCGUCGCGCGGCGGCUCGCGCGCAAGGACGACGAAGAAGACGAGCUCUUGUGGCCGCUCGCCGCGCGCGGAGGAGGAGGAGGAGGCGGCGGCGGCGACGACGACGACGACGUCGCGGCGACGACGCGAGGGAUGCGAGCGAUGCGCGUCGACGACCCGCCGCGGGACCCGCUGAACCUCAUCCCGACGACGUGCUGGGAGAUCGUCGCGUCGUUCAUGGACCCUCGGAGCAUCUCGCGGCUCGCGGCCGCGUCGCGAGCGCUGCGGGACGUCGCGCGGUCGCCGCAGGUGAGGCAAGCGGCGCACGCGGCGAUAUUCGGAAGCGUCGCGCCGCCGCCGCCGCCGCCGACGCAACGACCGGGGGCGCCGCCGGUGGAGACGUCGAAGGAGGCGAUGGAGGAGCUCGGGGGGAAGCGCGCGUGGGCGGCGGCGUGCGCGUCCGCGCUGAAAGCAGAGCGAUGGAUUCCAGAGAAGGAGGCGUCUGUUGACGACGACGACGACGACGGCGACGACGGCGAAGGAGACGACGACGACGGCGACGGCGACGACGACGACGACGGCGACGACGGUGACGGCGACCUCGGAUUCGACGAGGGCGACGGCGAUUUCGUCGUGCGCGACGCAUCCAAAUCAACGCGCACACGCAACCUUACCCCCACGUCGACGCCGCGUCCGAGACCGAAGCACGCGGGCGUGGGCCCGAGCGCGGCGAGUUUACUCCUCGCGGACGGCGCCGCCGCCAUCAGCGGCGACUCCGAAAAGAUCAAGCUCUGGUUCCACGGCGGCGACGGCGCGACGGAGCCGGGGAAACGCAUCGCGACGCUCCCGAACCCGGCGGGGACGCCGACCACCGGCGCGGACUACUGCUCGCUCGCGUCCGCGCACGGCGUCUUCGUCGCGGGCGAUCGGCACGGCAGAGUCACCGUGUGGGACGCGGACUCGCUCGACGUCCGGCACCCGCGGGUGCCGUUUUUGGACCCUAACGUCGUCGAGUUGCACGAAGGCGACGACGUCGUCGACGUCAACGCGCUCGCGUUCGUGAGCCCCUCCAUCGUCGCGGUCGGGUCUUGGAACCACAACGUCGUGAGGCUCAUGCGCGUGGGGCCCGCGGAUGAUGAAAACGCCGACGAGACGGACGUUUUCAUCGACCUCGCGGACAACGAGCUCCGCGCGGAGACCACGCUGUCUUGGACCGCGCAGGCGAUGGCCGUCCAGGGCGUCCCGAGCUCGCACGGGAACGAUUUCGGGCGCGCCGCGAACCGCGGCGGGCACCACUCCGGCGCGGGCGCGCCGACGCUGUGGAUGUGCGCGCAUCCGGACCUCCUCGCGGUCGACGUCGAGACGCGGACGGUGACCGAGGUGAUCCACAUGUCGCACUACGAUCCGUACGUCGCGUUGGGAAUGACGCCGGCGGCGUGCGCGCGCGGCCACGUCGUCGUCGUCGCGUCCGCGCACUGCGCGGGCGUGUACGACACGCGCACGGCGUCGUCGUCGCGGAACGUCCCGGUCGCGAUGUGCAGGCACUGGGACCUCGGGAACGACGGCGACGCGGGGACGGACGCCGUCCGCGUCGACGGGUUUAAAAUCGGCGAGUCGAUGUGCUGCGUCGACGACUGGUCCGUCUGGCUCGGCGCGCGAGGCGGAGACGCGGUCGCUCUGUUCGACACGCGGCGCGCGUCCGGACCGCCGCGGUCGCUGACGAGGGAUCGAUGGCACGCGGGGACGGUGGACGAUCCCCCGGUCGCGUUGUACGGCGUCGGCGACGGCGGCGUCGGCGUCGGCGGCGGCGGCGGCGCGGCGCGGGGAUUCGGUUUGGGGUGUUUCGCGCGCGGCGGGGACGACGCGUUCAUCGUCGCGCCGCUCACUGACGAUUGCGGCUCGAGGUGCUCUGUGUACACGUCCGCGCACCAUGGCGUCGACAGCGGCGCCGGCGACGACGGGUUCGACGACGACCUCUUCGGGAGCAGGAAAGCGAAGAAGAAGACGAAGGCGAAGGCGAAGAGCAGGAAAUACCCGAAAAAACAGGGGGGCAAAUUCCGCGCGCGAACCGCCGGAGGGUAG
This is a messenger RNA of Micromonas pusilla CCMP1545, 2859 nucleotides long. RefSeq lists its product as uncharacterized. Lineage: Eukaryota; Viridiplantae; Chlorophyta; Mamiellophyceae; Mamiellales; Mamiellaceae. The transcript has a single exon. The record is from RefSeq and is a predicted model, not a curated record. Bases 1 to 2859 code for a protein of 952 amino acids. Gene Ontology annotation, molecular function: protein binding.